GUCUCCGUCCUAACAAUUGGAGUCGUUGUCCCAAAGAUGGGAAGGCAGGCGAGAAGCUUAAGCUUAGGUCCGAGAUAAACCCAUAUAAACACAUUAGGUUUAUUUUGGACAGAUUUUGGCGAGAGUGAACCUUCUCGCUUCGCCUCUUCCUCUCUGUUGUGAAUAUGUAUUUUGCUACUAUGUAAUCCUUAACCCCAACAAAAUUCUGCCUGGACUCAAUACAACUGUGAUUUAUUUUAACGUUGCAUCGCCAUCUUUAUGGGAAAUGUGGUUCUCUGCUUGAAAAAUAUAGCUACUACAACACCCAUGCGUAGGCAAUCCGGAAGAGUGUAACCGGUGACGUGUCCAAGAAAAUACUCGAUUCGUUUUUAUAUAAAUAUAAUUAGAGCAGAAAACCUCAGUGUUUACGCAAUGUCCGUUUUAGGAAUACUCGUAGGUUAUUUUCCCCCAAUAACUGCAAACAUGAAUACCAUUUUUGCAGUACUUCUUGUUUUUUUUGGGUGCUGCAGCAAUGUUGUGUUUCUGGAAACGCUUGUAAGAGAGUUCCCAGGAUGUGGCAACAUUGUGACCUUCGCUCAAUUUGCCUUCAUUGCAUUGGAGGGGUUCAUCUUCGAGACGAACUUUGGAAGAAAGAAACCAGCCAUCCCUAUGAGCAACUAUGUAGUCAUGGUGACCAUGUUCUUCACAGUCAGUGUGAUCAACAACUAUGCCCUCAACUUCAACAUCGCUAUGCCUCUGCACAUGAUCUUCAGAUCUGGAUCGUUAAUAGCUAAUAUGAUCAUGGGUAUAAUAAUUCUGAAGAAAAGGUAUUCAAUGAGUAAAUAUCUCUCCGUAGCGAUGGUGUCUCUGGGCAUCUUCAUAUGCACCAUCAUGUCCGCCAAACAAGUGAAUGUAGGUACUCAGGGCUCAGAGGAUCAAGGUGUAUAUGCCUUCCUGCACUGGCUGAUAGGUAUCGCCAUGUUGACCUUUGCACUGCUCAUGUCUGCGAGAAUGGGCAUUUUCCAGGAGACCCUAUACAAGCAGUAUGGCAAACACUCCAAGGAGGCUCUCUUCUAUAAUCACUGCUUGCCUCUGCCUGGGUUCCUGCUUCUGUCCUCAGACAUCUACAACCACUGUGUCCUCUUCAGUCAAAGCACUCCUGUAGAGGUUCCUGUGAUUGGCCAGGCUGUGCCGGUGUUGUGGUUGUACCUACUGCUGAACGUCAUCACACAAUAUGUGUGUAUCCGCGGUGUCUUCAUCCUGACCACAGAGUGUGCCUCUCUCACCGUAACCCUGGUGGUGACUCUGAGGAAGUUCAUCAGCCUCAUCAUCUCCAUCCUCUUCUUCAAGAACCCCUUCACCGCCUGGCACUGGGUGGGCACUGGAGUCGUCUUCCUGGGCACCCUGAUCUACACGGAGGUCUGGACUAGCAUCUGCACGGCGUUAAGAGGAGGUGAAAAGCUGAAGAAGAAAAAGACGUAGUAAUAUGCAGUAAAGAAGGCAGAGUGAUACGCAGCACUUUCGUCAAUUCCUUGCAUCCUCUCUCUUUGCCUCCUUCUCAAAACGAAUUGGAGAAGAGGAUCCACGGGGGGGGGGGGGGGGCUGAGACCCUCUCCUCCAAUAUGAUUGAGAAGGAGUAGAAGUGAGAGGAUAGAGCCAACGUCACAAGAGACCUUUGACUGCACUGUUGUGUGUGUAUACGGGACUACAUUUGUUGUGGGUGUGAUUGCACACUCUGGAGCCUGUUUCCCCCCUUGCUCUCUACUGCAGCUGCAGUAGGAGCAGGUUGGUUUUUAAUAGAAUCAUCAUAAAAAAUGUAUGUUUUUUCCUAUUGUUUUCAUUGCUUGAACAAUUAUCUUAGAAAUAAUGUCUUCCCACUAGGUUUCUCACUUAACUUAAGGACAUAACCUUGACAAAACUACCUUGUUGACUGAAUAAGUCAAGGCAAGAUUUUUGCAAAACUGAUUGUAUGGAGAUACCCUACUGCUUUGUUAGUUUUGUUUGUUUGGUGAGCUGUAUUUAUUUAGGUGUUUUGCUAAAUAUGAGUUUUGCUGAGCUGUGAGUGAAAAGUAUGUGUCUUGUAAUUGAACACCAGAAAAAUUAUAAAUUAUUAUACCGGUAUAUGGACAAAACAUAUUACUGUACUCUGAUUAGCAUCAUUUUGAAAUACUAAAUUACAAAAAGUUAUUUCACCACCUCAUCAAUGUUAUAAAAACUGAUGUUAGUGAAACACAAAAGUUACAAGUAUUAUUUUCAUGUAUUCCUCAGGAGGAUAUUUGUCCUUUCAAAAUAGUACUUGGCAGGUCCAGUAACUUUGUCUUGAAAAACCCCCAAAACCAUGCAAAUGUAUUUUCCUUCACUCCAGAAUCACUGCACCAUUCAUUUUCAACCUACUGAAAUAAAAAGUUCUACCCUAUA
This is a messenger RNA of Salvelinus fontinalis (brook trout), 2397 nucleotides long. Its product is annotated as UDP-xylose and UDP-N-acetylglucosamine transporter-like. Gene Ontology annotation, biological process: transmembrane transport. Lineage: Eukaryota; Metazoa; Chordata; Actinopteri; Salmoniformes; Salmonidae. Bases 412 to 1461 code for a protein of 349 amino acids. Gene Ontology annotation, molecular function: UDP-N-acetylglucosamine transmembrane transporter activity; UDP-xylose transmembrane transporter activity. Gene Ontology annotation, cellular component: Golgi membrane; endoplasmic reticulum membrane. The transcript is spliced from 10 exons. The record is from RefSeq and is a predicted model, not a curated record.